GCCCCUCGGCACCGCUGAGAACGGAGCAUGGACUCCCAGGAGCUCAGCUUAGCUCCCCUCACGCAGGGCCCCGGCGACCAGGGGCCCCCCGAGGGGGCCUGGCCCAGGAGCAGGAAGCCAGAAGGGAGGAGAAACCAGGGCUGGUCCUGCUUGCUCGUCGUCGCCUCGCUCGCGGGCGCCUUCGGCUCCUCCUUCCUCUACGGGUACAACCUCUCCGUGGUGAACGCCCCAACUCGGUACAUCAAGGCCUUUUACAAUGAGACGUGGGAGAGACGGUAUGGACAGCCGAUAGACCCGGACACUCUGACUCUGCUCUGGUCAGUGACCGUGUCCAUAUUCGCCAUCGGUGGACUCGUGGGGACGCUAUUGGUGAAGCCGAUUGGAAAGUUUCUCGGGAGGAAGAACACCCUGCUGGUCAACAACAUCUUUGCGAUUUCCGCUGCACUGCUGAUGGCCUGUGCCCUCCAGGCAGGAGCCUUUGAAAUGCUGGUCCUGGGCCGCUUCAUCAUGGGCGUGGAUGGAGGCAUCGCCCUCAGCGUGCUCCCCAUGUACCUGAGCGAGAUCUCGCCCAAGGAGAUCCGCGGUUCUCUGGGGCAGGUGACUGCCAUCUUGAUCUGCGUAGGUGUGUUCGUCGGACAGCUGCUGGGCCUCCCUGAGCUGCUGGGCAAGGAGAGCACCUGGCCGUUCCUGUUUGGAGUGAUUGCCAUCCCCGCCGUGGUCCAGCUGGUGAGCCUGCCCUUCCUCCCCGAGAGCCCACGCUACCUGCUGUUUGAGAAGCACGACCAGGCGGGAGCGGAGAAAGCCUUCCAGCGGUUCCUGGGCAAGGAGGACGUGUCGCGAGAGGUGGAGGAGGUCCUGGCGGAGGACCGAGCGCAGAGGAACAUCCGUCUGGUGUCCACGUGGGAGCUGCUGAGAACCCCCUUCGUCCGCUGGCAGGUCAUCACGGUGGUGGUCACCAUGGCCUGCUACCAGCUCUGCGGCCUCAAUGCGAUUUGGUUCUACACCAACAGUAUCUUUGGGAAAGCUGGGAUUCCCCUGGAAAAUAUCCCCUACAUCACCUUGAGCACGGGCGGCAUUGAGACCUUGGCUUCCAUCUUCUCCGGCUUGGUCAUCGAGCGCCUGGGGCGGAGGCCUCUCCUCAUCGGCGGUUUUGGGCUGAUGACCCUCUUCUUUGGGAUCCUCACGGUCACGCUGACGCUGCAGGACCAGGCCCCCUGGAUCCCUUACCUGAGCAUCUUCUGCAUUCUGGCCAUCAUCGCGUCCUUCUGCAGUGGCCCAGGCGGCAUUCCCUUCGUCCUGACCGGCGAGUUCUUCCAGCAAUCCCAGCGGCCGGCGGCCUUCAUCGUGGCGGGCACCGUCAACUGGCUCUCCAACUUCGCCGUGGGGCUCCUCUUCCCGUUCAUCCAGAAAAGUCUGGGCACCUACUGCUUCCUGGUCUUUGCCACCAUCUGCUUCGCAGGUGCUCUCUAUUUAUAUUUUGUCCUGCCUGAGACCAAAAACAGAACCCAUGCAGAAAUCAGCGAGGCAUUCGCCAGAAGGAACAAGGCAAACCCACCGCAGGAGAAAAUCGGCUCAGCUGUCACGGACGAUAAGACCGGCGAAAGGCCCACACCGGACAAGAGCGCCCCAAAUGGGGCUGUCUAAAUGGACGGUCUCACCGCCCCCGAGAACCAAAGAUCCCCCUACACAUUUAAUAUUAUUAUGUAUUUAAAAAUAAA
Pteronotus mesoamericanus is the source of this 1718-nucleotide messenger RNA. RefSeq names its product solute carrier family 2 member 9 (gene SLC2A9). The record is from RefSeq and is a predicted model, not a curated record. Gene Ontology annotation, biological process: monosaccharide transmembrane transport. Lineage: Eukaryota; Metazoa; Chordata; Mammalia; Chiroptera; Mormoopidae. Gene Ontology annotation, molecular function: hexose transmembrane transporter activity. Bases 28 to 1644 code for a protein of 538 amino acids. Gene Ontology annotation, cellular component: plasma membrane. The transcript has 12 exons.